Messenger RNA from Endocarpon pusillum Z07020, 2409 nucleotides. RefSeq lists its product as uncharacterized. The record is from RefSeq and is a predicted model, not a curated record. The coding region runs from base 1 to 2409 and encodes 802 amino acids. Gene Ontology annotation, biological process: chromatin organization. Lineage: Eukaryota; Fungi; Ascomycota; Eurotiomycetes; Verrucariales; Verrucariaceae. Gene Ontology annotation, cellular component: histone deacetylase complex. Gene Ontology annotation, molecular function: histone deacetylase activity. The transcript has 13 exons.
AUGUCAAUGCCGGUGAAUAUGGAUCAUGCCCAGCACAAUGAGCCUUCUGCUCUACUACCUUCCUUCAUUCAAUCGUCUGCCGCUAUGAAAGGCCUGGAAUCCUCCAACGAUCCUUCGUUCAUGUUCAAUGGAGCACUCCGUCCAGCGUUAAAGGCUGGACAUCUCGCGGCGUUUGACGAGAACUCUGGCAAUCCUUCACCUGCUCGACAAAGUCCGGCGGAGUCUACGCCUGAGAUAGCCAAUGCGAUCAGUGGCAGGCUGAAUCUCGAUUCUGUCUCCGACGAAGAGGAUGAUGACGACAGCGUCAUGGAUGAUGUCUCCGACGACGUCUACUUCGAUGAGUUGCCACCCCAUGGCCUUCCAAUAUCUAGCCUGCCGACUGGAUUGUGUUAUGAUGAGCGCAUGCGAUAUCACGCCGAAGUCGCUACCAUCAAUGAAUCAAACUAUCAUCCUGAGGAUCCGCGUCGAAUCUUCUUUAUCUACAAAGAGCUAUGCGAAGCUGGCUUAGUAGACGACUUGAAGUCUAGGAAACCAUUAGUGAGGCAACCACUUUUUCGGAUUGAUGCCCGAGAAGCUACAGAAGAGGAGUGCUGCCUUAUCCAUACACCGAAGCAUUACGAGUUUGUCAAGCAUACAUCCGAAAUGGACAAUGACGAGCUCAUUGAGCUAUCGGAAGCAUCCCAUCUGGACUCUAUUUAUUUCAACAAGCUGUCUUAUUUCUCGUCUAAGCUCAGUGCUGGAGGUGCUAUUGAGACAUGCCGGGCAAUCUUCCAAGGCAAAGUGAAAAACGCCAUAGCAGUCAUCAGGCCCCCUGGUCAUCAUGCUGAAGUUUCUUCCACCAUGGGAUUCUGCUUGUUCAACAAUACCUGCAUUGCAUCCAGGGUCUGUCAGAACGAAUUUCGAGAGAAAUGCAGAAAGAUCCUUAUCCUAGACUGGGAUGUGCAUCAUGGAAAUGGCUGUCAGAAGGCGUUUUACUCUGACCCUAACAUCCUUUACAUCUCAAUCCAUGUUCAUAUGGAUGGCAAAUUCUAUCCUGCUGGUGAUGAUGGAGAUAUGCUUCAUUGCGGAGCUGGACCGGGCUUGGGAAAAAACGUUAAUAUACCCUGGUUGACUAAGGGAAUGGGUGAUGGUGAUUAUAUGUAUGCAUUCCAGCAGGUUGUCAUGCCUAUUGCACAGGAGUUUGACCCUGAUUUUGUGAUUGUUGCUGCUGGGUUUGAUGCAGCGGCUGGAGAUGAGCUCGGAGGCUGCUUCGUAUCUCCUGCGUGCUACGCACACAUGACGCAUAUGUUGAUGACAUUGGCUGGCGGAAAGGUAGCUGUUUGUCUUGAGGGUGGAUAUAACUUCAGAUCAAUUUCCAAAUCUGCUCUGGCUGUGACUAGAACGUUGAUGGGUGAGCCGCCGGACCGACUUCUUCCCACCGCUGCCACAAACUCUGCUGUGGAGAUUGUGCGGCAAGUCUCAAUGAUACAAUCUAAAGUGUCGACUAACUGGCUGUACAAAGAUCCGGUAAAUGGGGUUGUGUUUGGCGAACGAUUGCAUGAUAUCAUACGAGAAUGGCAGGCGAAGCACCUUUAUGACGAAUACAAACUCUCAAACUUGCACGUCUUCCGAAGCAAGAUAUCUAAAUCAUUCAAUUAUCAGGUGCUGGCGACGCCUGUCUUUGACGAAAAGAAGAGCCUCCUUGUCAUCAUGCACGAUCCACCUGAAAUGAUGGGCAUUCCUAACGCUAUAUCGGGCCAACUCGAACUACAUAAUACCUGGCUGGCUGAUGAAGUCAAGGACUAUAUCAAAUGGGCGGUCGACCAUUCAUUUGGCGUUAUUGAUGUCAAUAUUCCGGAAUUGAUUACGACUAACAUAGGCGACCAGCCCAGCUCCUAUCUGAAGCCGAACAACGAAGAGGCACAAAAGCAAGCUGAGAAGCUCGCUGGAUAUCUGUGGGAAAAUUAUAUUGAGCCCUCUGAAGCUGAAAACCUUUACUUUAUGGGAGUGGGAAAUGCCUUUCAUGGCAUUGUAAAACUCCUGUGUGACAGAGACAGUGUACACCAGCGUGUUACCAGUGUCAUCGUCUUCAUCAAUGACAACCCAGUUCGGCCCGUCCACAGUAACGAAAACCCUUCUCUAUCACGAUGGUAUAGCCAGAACAGCAAUGUCUUCGUGGCUCACACGCACUCUUUGUGGUCUAAAACCGACCGGAAGAUGUCGCGUCGCUACGGGAAAGUCGAAAGAUCACCCGGUACAACGCUCAAUGAAAUGCUGAUUGUGCACCGGGAUCAGGUGUUUGGCUUGUUAGCAGAGCGAAGUGGAUCAAACCAAAUAGAGCCUGGAGAAAGAAUGAACGAGACUGAUGACCUUGUAAUGAGCUUGGAAAAGUCGGACGUCCAGGACAGACUUGCUCACGAACGUGGGUGA